This is a messenger RNA of Aphidius gifuensis, 4656 nucleotides long. RefSeq names its product protein PFC0760c-like. The transcript is spliced from 3 exons. Gene Ontology annotation, cellular component: centriole; axonemal microtubule; centrosome. The record is from RefSeq and is a predicted model, not a curated record. Gene Ontology annotation, biological process: cilium assembly. NCBI's taxonomy places the organism in Eukaryota, Metazoa, Arthropoda, Insecta, Hymenoptera, Braconidae. The coding region runs from base 161 to 4369 and encodes 1402 amino acids.
AAUGGCGCUCUCUCUUUGCCUCUCCCCAAUGGACAGUCAUUUUUUUUUUAAUAAACACUUGAAAACAACAAACAAACAAUACAAUGUCUAGUAACGCCAAAAUGACCGGAUUAAAUAUAAUUGUUUUGUUUAUUAAUUAGAAAGUUCAUUCAGCGUUAAAAUGACUGAAGGAAUACAAGAACUUGAUCAAGACGAAAGUCUUGAGAUUGCUGAAGAGGACAGUAUCAACACAUCAUUGAGUAUCAGCAUUAGUGAUGAAUGCACAAAUAAAUCUAUAAAAUCAUCAAGAAAUUUAGAUCAACUGGAUAUUAAUCAGACACCAUUGACACAUCAUGAUCAUCAUCAACAUGAAUCAAAAUUAAUCCAAGAAAAUGAAUGUUUAAAAUAUCCAGACACUCGUCUUGGUUGUAAAAAAUCAGAUGUUAUGUCUAUGGCAUCACCAGACAUUCCAUCAUCAAUGAAAGAAUUUCUUGCUAAAGAAAAACUCUGCCAGACAAAUGGAUUACCAAAGAGUGAAGUGGAAAACAAGGACAAAGAUGAUACACUUUGUGAUUUAUUUGCUUCAUCAGCAUUUAGCAAAUAUCACUCAGAUCUUGAGAAUGCAACUGAUGAAGAUUUUGGUAGUAUUUUAGAAGAAAUGAGUAAAAUUGCUGAAGAAUUAAGUCCAAAUUCAGCACCAGAUCGUACAAAAUCUGGUAAUUCAACAAAAAAUCAAACAGAAGAAGAAAAAUCAGUUGAAGAACUUCUUGAAGAAGCUGAAAAAUUAGUUCGUAAAAAUAUUUGUUUAUCAAAAAAUUCAUCUGGUACUGAUACUGUUAUACAAUUAUUUGAUAAAACAAAUAAUAAUCGUGUUAAAAUGUUAGAAGAUGAUAUAUUUAAUAUAAUUGAACAUGGUGUUGAUAAAAAAAUCCAUAAAAAAUAUAUUAAAAGUCCAAAAGUUGAUAAAAAAAAUACAGAUAGUCCUGACUUUCAUAUUUUAUUUGAAAAUUUAAAGCUACCAUUAUCAUUAGAAAAUCAAAAGAAAAAAUUUGAUGAUAAUAAAAUUGAAGUAUCAAGUAGUUCAGAUUUAGAUGAUCCAAUUGAGCGACAUUCAGUGUCUGAUGAUAAAAAUAAAUUAGAUAAACAACAUGAUGAUAAUGAAAAUUUACAAAAAGAAUUAACUGAUGCUGAUAAAGAUUUUUUUGAUAGUUUAUUACGUCGUUCACGUGAAAAAAUUGAAGGUGGAUUAACAGAUAGUCCAAGUUUUGAUCAAGAAGACUUUUCACAUUUUAUUAAAAUACUUGAACGACAAACAGAUACAAAUAGUAAUAAUAAUACUAAUAAUCCAUGUGAAGCUAAUGAUGAUAAUUUAAAGAAUGAAUAUCCAGAAAAAGAAAUAACUCAAAUAUUAGAAAAUGAAGCUAAAAAAAUUAAUAAAGCUAAAAAUAAACAUGAAUUUAAUGAUUCUGAUUCAAGCAAUGAUUAUUCUGUUAAAAUAAAAACAACAAUAACGAAUGACACAAAUAAAUAUGUCAAUAAAAAUAAAGGUGAAAUAAUAAAAGUAUCAAAUUCACAAAAUGAUUUGUAUAAUGUUGGUUUAACACCACGUCUUGAAUUAUUUGCCGAUGAAAUACCAAAAUUAAUUGCUGAAAAAGCAUCAACAGAUAAACAACAAAUUACAGAUCUACAAAAUGAUGAUAAAAAUAAAAUAUUAAAUCAUGAUGAUAAAGAAAUAACAACUGUAUUUUCAUUGAGUUUAAAUGAUGAUAAAAAUAACAAUCGAAAGUCUUCAAUUCAAGAUGAUAAAAAAUUGAUUAAAAAAACUAAAACACUUGGACCAUCAAAGAGUUAUGAUCAACUUCCAAAACCAAGUACUUCUUUUAGAUCUUCACUUGAUGAUAUUAGACCUACAAAAUCAGCUGAUGUUGGUAAAAGAAUUAAUUUAUAUUCAAAAAAUCCAAUACAAAAAUCUCAAUUGUUAACGAAAAAUUUAUCAUCAUAUGGAUCAAAAGUAAAAUUUUCAAUAAAACCAACAUUACAAAAGCCAACAGUGUUAAAUAAAAAUUCACAACGUAAUAAAAAUCCAGAAACAAUUGUUAAACAAUCAUUGGCUAAUGUUGAAACAAGAAAAAAUUAUACAAAACAAGAUUUCGAAAUAAUGUAUCAAGAAGAAAAGCAUAAAAAUGCAUUAUUAAAAAAUCAAAUUGAAUCAGAAGCAAAAUUGUAUAAACAACAAAUACAAAGUAUGAGAAAUUCAUUUGAAGAAGAAUUAUUUGCAUUAAAAAAACAAACAAUAAUACAAAAAUCUAAAAUUGAUGAAUUAUCAUUAAAUUUAAAUGAUAAUAAUUCAAAUAAAAAUCAAAUAGCUGAAAUAAAUAAUUCAGAUAAUAAAAUAAUGUUAUUUGAAAAAGAACUUGAAAGACAAGAAAAUGUUAUUUUAACAUAUGAAAAUGAGAAUAAAAAGCUACUAAUUGAAACAAAAAGACUUAAUGAAGAAUUAAAAAUACAAGAGUUGAAACAAUUAAAUAAAAAUAAGCCAAUAAUUGUUGAUGACAGUGUUAAUGAUGAUAAAAUAAAAAUAUUAACAGAUCAAAUAAAAGAUUUAAAAGAAGAAAUUUUAAAAUUAAAUAUUGAAAUAACUGAUUUACGAGCUAAAAAUUCUGAUUUGAUAAUGAACAAUGAUGAUUUGAGUCAACAAAUAAGUUUAUCACAAGAAGAAUUGUCAAUGUUUAAACAACAAUUAACAACAAAAGAUAAAUUUAUAACUGAAAGAUUAAAAUCAAUGAGUAUACAUGAAAUGGAAACACGACGUAAAAUGGAAGAAUUAAAAAUUGAAUUAACAAGUAAAACUGAAAAGCUAAAAUUAACAAAAUGUGAAUUUGAUAAAUUUCAAAAUGCCAUAAUACCACUUGAAAAUGAAUUAAUUGAUUUACGUACAAAAGAAAAAAGUUAUAUUGAAAAAUUAUCAAUAUCAAAAAGUCAUGUUGAACGUGAAAAAGUAUUAACACAAAAAUUAAAAGAUCAAGUUAUUCUUGAUAAUAAAAAAAUACUUGAUUUAAAUCGUCAAGUUCGUGAAAUGGAAAGAAUAUUAAAACGUAAAAAUCCAGAUUCAGUAUCAGCUCUAAUAUUAACAGCAAAAUCAGAUAAUGAAAAGUUAAAUUUAGAAAAAGUUAAACUACUUGAAGAUAGAAUAGCAACACUGGAAAAUGAAAAUAAAGCAAAUGAAUUUACAAAUCAAGAAAAAUUAACAGAGUUACAAGCAAAAUUUAAUGAAAUGAAAAAUAAAUAUUCAGCUCAAGUUUAUGAGCUUGAGGAUAAAUUAAAUAAAUCAUGUAUUAAAGAUGUCAAAGUUAAACUUGACAUGUCAACUCAAACAAUUGAAAAAAAUAUGGAAAAUAAAUCAGUUGAUGCUAGACGUGAUGAUAAAAUUGACAACAAAGAUGAUAAAAAAGAAUCCAAAAAUAUAAAAGCUAUAAAUUUAAAAUCACAAAAUCAUAAAGAAGAUACACAUCUUGUUGCAACAAUACGAGGAUUACAAUUAGAAUUAACAAAUAAAGAUAAAACAUUAUUAAAAUUAACAAAAGAAAUACAAGAAUUACAAAAAACAAAUCGUCGUUUACAAAAAGAACGUGAAAAAUUAUUACAUGAUCGUCGUAAUAAUGAAAAAUCACGUACAAUAAUUAGUCACAAUAAAAUCCAUGAAACAAAUGAUCAUAAUUCAAAUAUUUAUAAUGGACAAAAUAAAUUAACAAAUUCAAAUCAAAAGCUAUAUGAUCCACUUGAAUAUUCAGAAAAUAAUAAUACAGCUAGUAUUGAAAAAUUAAAAUUAGAAAAUGACAAUUUAAAAAUUGAAAUAAACAAAAUAAAUAAAGAUUUUGAUGCAUUAAAAAAUCGUAGAUUACAUGAUUUAAAUAUUCUUCAAGAAGAACAUGAACGUGAAAUUGAUAAUAUUGUCAAAGAAUACAGUGAUAAAUUAUUUGAUUCAAAUAUAAUUAAAUUACAAGGACAAAUAAAUACCCAAGCAUCAAUAAUAUCACAUUUAAAAGGACAAAUUGAAAAGCUACGUGAUUAUAAAGAACAAGUUGUUGUGCUAAAAGUUGAAAGAGAACAUUUGGAAAAUAAAAUUAAAAUUCUAAGUGAAAAAAAUAAAUAUUUAACGACACCUGAAACACAACAAUUACAAUAUUUACAAGAUAAAAUAUUAAUAUUACAACAACGUCAUGAAAAUCGUGAAAAAACAUUGCAAAAUUUAAUACGUGAUUUGUUGAGAAAUAAAAAACAAUGCAAUGAUUGUAAAGAUGACAAUGAUAAAAAUAAAAAAUUGUGUUAUUUUCGUCAAGAGCUAGAUAAUAUUUUAGUCAUGUUACAAGGAAUAUCAAGUGUCCAUUGAUAUUUGACUUGUCAAUAAUUUAUUCAUAAUAUUUAUUGUGAUAAUUUUUAAAAAUUUUUUAAUAAUAAUGUCUUAAAAUAUAUCAUUAUGUUUUUAUCGAAAAAAAAUAAUAGAAUAAUGUCUGAUGGAAAAAAAAAAUAGCCAAAUAAUGCGUUUUACUCUAUUUUUUUUUUUUGAAAAAUUAUUUGGACGUCCAAUUGAUCCAUCCUAAAAUAUUGAGGGAUAUAAAAAAUAUAAAAAUAAAUAAUUCUUUAUGUAAAAUUAAUUUAACGAUUUAUUGGAAUCAU